Bicyclus anynana (squinting bush brown) is the source of this 2866-nucleotide messenger RNA. RefSeq names its product UBX domain-containing protein 4. The coding region runs from base 190 to 1875 and encodes 561 amino acids. Gene Ontology annotation, molecular function: protein binding. The transcript has 12 exons. The record is from RefSeq and is a predicted model, not a curated record. Lineage: Eukaryota; Metazoa; Arthropoda; Insecta; Lepidoptera; Nymphalidae.
CGUCAAGUCAAGUAGGUAUUUUCACCCCACAAAAAUAAACACACGUCAGAGCUGUCAAAAUCUGUUGUGUCAUGUCUUCGUAGUAUUUUUGUAGCGGUGAAGAUAUAAUCAGAAAAGUGUAAAAAAAGAAGUAAAUAGAAACGGGAAGUUGAUAUCUGCGCUGAAAAACUGGACUGAUAACGAACCACCAUGCACUGGUACGGUGGUAGCAUAGCCGAGGCCGUGGCUCUCUCAAAAAAAAGAAAUGCAAUUUUUGUUGUUUUCAUUGCAGAUGACAAGGAGCCCUCACUGGAGUUAGCGGCUACAUUGGAUGACAGCGCUGUGCUGAAGAGGCUGACAGAUGAAAGCAACUUCCUGUCUAUAAAGCUGAUGAGUGACUCGGAGAAUUAUACCUUCUUUGCACAAAUUUACCAAUUUGUACCAGUGCCAUCUCUAUUCUUCAUUGGGCGCAAUGGCACACCUCUGGAGGUAGUGUGUCCAGGGGUUAACUCUGAACAGUUGGCAACAAGAAUUGAUCGCAUAUUAGAGGAACAUCGCCAAGAGCACAAACCUGGCUCGGUUCAACCAUCAACAUCAUCUCGGAAUAUAAAAGAUGAAACUGUUAAUUUCAUGCAAACUGAAGCAGCUGCAUUGACAUCACAAUCUCAGCCCAAACCAGAUUCCACAGUGACCCCAGCAGUGAUUGCCCCCAGUGCACCACAAUCUGCUCCCAGUGCACCACAAUCUGCUCCCAGUGCACCACAACCUGCUCCCAGUGCACCACAACCCGCGCCCAGUGUACCACAAACUGCAACUAAAAAUCCAGCUAAUGAUGAUGAACCAGAAACGUCAGGACCAGCAGCGAAGGUACAGAAGACGGAGCACCCCUCCGCGAGUGGCUCGGGCCAGGAGUAUGACGUCAUCUGCGACGGUGACGUGUGCGUGCGCCGCCCCAGGACCGAACAGCCGGGGCCCAGCCAGCCCGCGCCCGACUCUGCACCAGUGACUGAAAAUGAAAGUCCAUCUGCUGAUGACAAAAUGGAUAAAGUUCAAGAGAUUUUAUUGGCGAGAAGGCGGGAGAAGGAAGAAAAGGAAAAGGAGUUGGAAAAGCAGAAAGAGAUAGAACGUCGUGCCGUCGGCCAGGGUGUCGCGGAGCUAAAGAGGUGGCAGGCCGACCAGGAGCUGAAGCAAAUUCAGGAGGAAAGAAAACGCGAGAAGAUGGAAAACAAUCUGGCAAGACAACGUAUUUUGGAGCAGAUCGCUCAAGACAGGGCGGAGAGGAAGGCAAGAGAGGCGCCGCCGCCCGCCCCCGCGCAAAUCACCCCUCCUACAAGCGUUGGCGACAGUACGGGGCGCGCGCGCGUGCAGUUCAAGAUGGCGGACGGCGCGGCGCACACGGCGCACUUCGACGUCACCGCCACGCUGGGCGACGUGCAGAGAUACGUCUCCGACAACUUGCAGAUGAGCCGCUCGUCGUUCACGCUGUGGACGGCGUUCCCGCGGCGCGAGCUGACGGACGAGGCGGCGACGCUGCAGCACAUGCAGCUGGUGCCGUCCGCCGCGCUGCUCGUGCUGCCGCGCCGCGCCGCCGACGCCGUGGCCGCGCCGUCCACCACCUUCGCCAACAUUAUUACGUUCAUCACCCAGAUAUUCACCACAAUAGUCUUGGAUCCGUCGUACCAGCUCUACUCCUGGCUGCAAGGCCUCUUGUUCCCCGCACCCGCGAACAGGCCGGUGACCCCUAACCCCCCCACAAACCCGCCUGCGAACCCCCCAAACGAGCCCGCCAACCCUGCGGGAAUCAGAAGAAGGGGUAACGUACACAGGGUGACAGCUGACAGGCCGGACGAUGAUGACAACAACACCUGGAAUGGCAAUUCAACACAGCAGAUGUAAAUACUGUGCUGCCAGUGGAGAAAAUUAAAUAAUUGUACCAACUUAAUAAUGUAUAGGCUAGAUAAUAAAAUAUUCCUACACCAAUAUUGUAUUUUGUUUACAUAAGUAUUUGUUUUUUUUUAUAUUGACCUUGGCUUUUAGAAAACAUAGCAUGAUUAAUGAUAAAUGGUGUGCAAAAAAAUCAUGUAUUUAUUUCUAUUUCGACGUUUCUUUUAUUUUAUUUUAAAAAAUACGAUACGAGUAUUUAAAAAACAAAUUAUUUUAAAUUAAAAAUUAACUAAAAAUGCUCUAAGGUAAAGCAUGUUAAACUAUUGUUUAUUUUCGUUUCUUUUCUUUUACAAUGGUUAAAAUUAAUGAAUAAUAAAUAUAAAUUAGUAAUGAUAUCAUAGUGAAAAUACUGAGUAUGCUGUGAUAAAAUUAUUUUAAUAAUAUUGUAUGAAUUAAAGUAUGAUUAAAUAUUAUUUGUGUACUUUUUUAUAUCUGUUUUUUAUAGUAGGUACUAGCGGCCUGUAAGUUAAACUAUGCGCAACACAUUUUUGGGUGUAAGCGAAAUACGGAAAGAGGUUGACGCCAUUAAUCUAUACUAAUAUUAUAAAGCUGAAGAGUUUGUUUGUUUGAUUGAUUGAACGCGCUAAUCUCAGGACUACUGGUCCGAUUUUAAAAUUCUUUCAGUGUUACAUAGCCCAUUUAUCGAGGAAGGCUAUAGGCUAUAUUAUCCCCGUAUUCCUAGGCGACGGGAACCACGCGGGUAAAACCGCGUGACGUCAGCUAGUUAAUAAUAAUUUGACGUUAAUGUACUGGCCAACCCAUGGAGCACACGUCUACGUUAAUUUAAAAGUAUCAACUGCUUAAUAUUAUGUUGUUGGCAUUCUUUUCUUACUUCGACUUCCAGUUUUCUAGAAUAGUUAUAAACUUUUAGGUUUCUUGUUGUGAAUUAUUUAUAUAAAUUGAAUAAAUGAUUAAAAUAAAUAAAGUUAUUUGUAUGAAAUAA